Caretta caretta (loggerhead turtle) is the source of this 6288-nucleotide messenger RNA. It is a transcript of the gene TPCN1, whose product is annotated as two pore segment channel 1. Gene Ontology annotation, molecular function: monoatomic ion channel activity; voltage-gated channel activity. Gene Ontology annotation, biological process: transmembrane transport; monoatomic ion transport. Lineage: Eukaryota; Metazoa; Chordata; Testudines; Cheloniidae. The record is from RefSeq and is a predicted model, not a curated record. Gene Ontology annotation, cellular component: lysosomal membrane; endosome membrane.
UGUGACAGAGGGGGGGGCCUGUAGGGCGCGUGCAGGGCGCGAGGGAGUUGCUGGGGCUGGUGCGGAGUCAGCUCGGUGGAGGUGAUCCCUGUGACUCCUCGGCAAGGUGCAAAGUAGCACACCCCACCCCCCUUACCGUGCUGCUGUCUUGCUGGUGCACAGCUACCCGGAAAUGCACAUUUGCACUUUUUGUCCUGGGAACAUGUUACUGUUUGUGUGAGCUGACCCGGCCUUUCCUCUACCGUAGCCCCAGCCGUCACUGUGACUUACCCGCAGCCUCAAAAAAAGAAACAAACCGUAACAACGUUGAGGGGCGGCAUCAUUAGUAAGGCACUUUUAGGGUAACUUCUGGAUUCUUCUUAGGAAUUCACAAGUGUUGUAGUAGAGGAAAAGUGUGCGUGCACACUCAUCGGACUCCAGUUUUCCCAUUCCCCCCUUGGAGUCCAGAGCUUUGAGAUGGAAGAACAGAAUAGUUUUGGAUUUGAAGCCAUGUGUGACAGUGUUAUAUUAACUAUAUAUAUGUAGCUCCUGCCUAUUCUUUAUUAUUAAUAAACAUUGUGGGAUUCACCUAGAAUUAUUUUCCUUCUGUUCUAAAUUAAAUCAUGAGUAUUGCAGCUAAGAUCAUGAGUAUUGUGGUUACGGAUAAGUAGCUCAAGUUAGAUAAAGUUUUUUUGUUUUAAUAGCCAGUGGCUGGAUAUAAACUUAUGUUGUUAGUGCAUUUACUGUUCUGCACCACUCUUUGCAAACAGCUUGAUAGAUUCUUUUUGGCCUGAGAUCCCCUGGAAAUGGGUGUAUCUUUCUACAUAUUUUUAAGUCUAGAAGAUGCACCUGAUGGAGGACUUUCUGAGGAAUAUUUUUGACAAAGUGUUUUUGAAAGGUGAACUACAAAAUACAUUAUUUAAAGUUCUUGGAAGAGGAGCCUGAAAGGAAAUAGAAUGGAUGAUGACGUUCCCCUCAUUCUCACUUUGGAUGAGAGUGGAAUCAACACUUCAACACCCAACGAGCACCUGGAUCGGGAGGACCUGCCUAAUGAAAAUGGAGACAGCUAUGACCUUGUUAACGAUGUGUCUAGCCCAGCAACAGGGGACUACCAUUCUCAGCAAAGAUCUGCCAGACACAACUGGGAAAUGAACUACCAAGAGGCAGCAAUCUACCUCCAGGAAGGAGAAAACAAUGAUAAAUUCCUCACCCACCCCAAGAAUGCCAAAGCGCUGGCUGCCUACCUCUUUGUACACAAUCACCUUUUCUACCUAAUGGAGCUGACCACGGCACUGCUGCUCCUGCUGCUGUCCCUCUGCGAGGCCCCUGCUGUCCCCAUUCUUCGCCUUGGCAUCUAUAUCCACGCCACUCUGGAGCUCUUUGCAUUAGUGGUUGUGGUCUUUGAACUUUCUAUGAAGAUGAGAUGGAUGGGCUUCUACACCUAUAUCAGACACAAAAGAACCAUGGUUAAGACCUGUGUGCUGUUAGUGCAGUUUGUAGAAGCAAUAGUGGUUUUGGUGCGUCAGACCUCGCACGUCAGGAUAACAAGAGCUUUGCGGUGUAUCUUCUUGGUGGACUGUCGCUACUGUGGAGCGGUCAGAAGAAAUCUGCGGCAGAUCUUCCAGUCUCUCCCUCCCUUCAUUGACAUCCUCCUCCUCCUUCUUUUCUUCAUGGUGAUCUUUGCCAUCCUAGGUUUUUAUCUGUUUUCCUCUAACCACUCAGAUCCUUAUUUCAGUACCUUAGAGAACAGCCUUGUGAAUCUCUUCGUUCUUCUGACCACUUCAAAUUUCCCUGACGUGAUGAUGCCAUCUUACUCCCAGAACCCCUGGUCCUGUGUCUUCUUCAUAGUAUACCUCUCCAUUGAGCUCUACUUCAUUAUGAAUUUGCUUCUUGCUGUGGUGUUUGACACUUUCAGUGAUAUUGAAAAGAGGAAGUUCAAGUCCCUGCUGCUGCACAAACGCACAGCCAUACAACAUGCCUACCGCCUACUUGUCAGCAAGCAGAGACCAUCUGGUAUCUCCUUCAAGCAGUUUGAAGGGCUCAUGCGGUUUUAUACGCCUCGGAUGUGCGCCAGAGAGCGUUAUCUCACUUUCAAAGCACUGAAUCAAAGCAAUACAGCUUUAGUCAGCCUACAGGAUUUCUACAAUUUCUAUGAAGUUGUUGGCUUAAAAUGGAAGACAAAACGAAACCGCGAGCACUGGUUUGAUGACCUUCCACGGACAGCGUUUCUUAUAUUUAAAGGCAUUAACAUUCUGGUGAAGUCCCGAGCAUUCCAGUAUGCCAUGUAUACUGUGGUAGCUGUGAAUGGGAUCUGGAUUCUAAUUCAAACCUUCAUGCUGCAAGGUGGGAACUUCUUCCCCAGAGAUGUCCCGUGGAGUUAUAUUGUCUUCCUCACGAUCUAUGGGGUAGAGCUGCUCCUGAAAACCACUGGCCUGGGACCCAUUGAGUAUCUGUCUUCUGGAUGGAAUCUCUUUGAUUUUUCAGUCACCUUGUUUGCAUUUCUGGGUCUCCUGGCGCUGGCAUUUAACAUGGAACCAUUCUACUUCAUCGUUGUCCUGCGACCCCUUCAACUGCUGAGGCUCUUUAAAUUGAAGAAGCGCUACAGGAAUGUCCUGGACACAAUGUUUGAGUUAUUCCCUAGGAUGGCAAGCCUGGGCUUAACCCUACUUAUCUUCUACUACUCCUUCGCCAUUGUCGGCAUGGAAUUCUUCUCUGGGGUUGUCUACCCAAACUGCUGCAACACGAGUACAGUUGCAGAUGCCUAUCGCUGGGUGAAUCACACGGUUGGAAACAAGACAGUGGUGGAAGAAGGUUACUAUUAUCUCAACAACUUUGACAACAUUUUGAACAGCUUUGUUACGCUGUUUGAGUUGACAGUUGUCAAUGAUUGGUACAUCAUCAUGGAAGGGGUGACCUCACAAACCUCUCACUGGAGCCGCCUCUACUUCAUGAUCUUCUAUAUUGUGACCAUGGUGGUGAUGACGAUCAUUGUGGCCUUUAUACUGGAGGCUUUUGUGUUCCGCAUGAACUACACCCGAAAGAACCAAGGUUCAGAAGAAGACAAUGGCAUUGUCCUGGAGAAGGAGAUCUCCAAGGAGGAAAUGGCAGGUGUAAUUGAGCUCUUCAGACGGAAUUGUGCUGCCUCUGAAACUGCUCCGCUGCAGAAGGUCGUUGCACAAAUGGACAAAUAUGAGCAAACAUCGAUGCUGUUUCUGGGACGGAGAUCAAGGACCAAAAGUGACUUAAGUAUGAAAAUGUACGAGGAGGAGAUACAGGAGUGGUAUGAAGAGCAUUCCAGAAAAGAAGAAUAUCAGGGGCAAGAAGAUGUCUUCCCAUCCGGCAACCCCAUGCCAUCCUCGGGCCUCAGGCAGCGCUCACAGACAGUUAUCUAGGCCAAGCUAAUGCAAACCAUCUUUCUAUGCAAUAACCCCAUAGUAUUAUUUUAUAAUGUAUAUAGAUAUAUUCAGUAUAUCAAUCAAAUUUGGAGUUUAAACAUCUCUUCCCCUGGAACACAUCAUGAGUUGCUUUGAAUAAAUGAAAAGCAAAGACCCAGAGGACUCAAAAUAGGACUGCUGGAACCAAAAAAUAAAUAUAUAACUCUUCAGCAAGACCCUAUGCUGCAACUGUAACUAAUGAGCAUCUAGUACAGAAUACUCAGUUGUUCUUCCUGGCCUAUGCUUCCUCGACACGGGCCUACAACUAGUCUUACCAGUCGGAAACCAUGGGUGAGGGAUAUUUAAUCCUUUGGAAGAAGGAAAUAAUACUGAACCCACCUGCUAAUAUUGAAGUCCAGUACUUAAAAUAUAUUUUCUUUAACCCAUUAAUUCUUAAGUAAAAGGAUCAGGGGGCAAGUUUGUAUUUCCCUCCCCAUCUAGUAUCCAGCAAGAUGGGCUUGGAUGAGAAGUUACCACUUUAAUCUAAACCCAUUCUGCCUCUUCCUAACUACCUAGGCUUAUUGACGGUUCUAGAGACACUCCCAAGAGCGGUUUCAUUCCUGAAUAGCUCAUUCAACCUCUUAAAUCUGUUCUUUGGAGGAAGGCUGUUGGACUGAGCUCCAGUAAUUCUGUGGAUCCUUACUAAAAGUUAUGAGACUUGACAGAGUUCGGGAGCAAUGCCCUUGCUGAAGCGAUCAGAGUUCAAUACUGAUGUCUGUGCUAUGCAGUAUCUGUGCUAUGCAGGCUGGGAGCCAUUUGACAAAUCCCAAAACUCCGGCGAUCUGAUGAUAGGUGAGAUGCAAAUUCCACAGGACGGUGAUUCUGAGCCUUUGCCAUUCAACCCUCCAGUUUAUAAGCGGAAGAUCUUUGCCUGGUAUGAGAAUGAGACGGGCUUCUGCAGCACAAGGUUGGUGACUGAGCUUCAUGUGGGGCUGCAUUGAGAAGUGCUGGGGAGGCAUGUGCGCAUAUGCAUGCACACCUCUGUGCAAUCACCAACUGGGUAAUGUCACCUUUGCUUUCCCAGUCAGGUUGACGUGACCUAGGGUGACCAGAUGUCCCUAUUUUAUAGGGAUGGUCCCGAUUUUUGGGUCUUUUUUUUUUAUAUAGGCUCCUAUUACCACCCACACCCUGUCCCGAUUUUUCACAUUUGCUGUUUGGUCACCCUAACAUGACCACAAGGGAACUUUUCUCCUUGUUUGCCUUCUCUCUGGCAAAAACUUUGCCAGCUCUGGGAACCACUAAUUUAGAAAUCAGGACCAGUUUGGGAAGUUUUUCUAAUGGCAGAACUGAACUUAGAGAUGUGGAAAACAACUCUUCCAUCCGCCUGCCCUUCUGUAUCAUACAUAGAGGCAGCCUCUGUUCUCUGCUCUGUCACUAACCUGUUCUGUGACCAUGGACAAGGUCACUUAAUCUCUCAGUGCUUCUGUUUCCACACAAUGGGAGGAACGAAGCUCGCUUGCAUAAAGCACGCCAAGGUCUGUGGAUGGAAAGUGCUAAGUAUUAUAAAAGCAUGUAGUCACGGCACAUGUGCAUUGGCAGAUCAAAGGAGAGGUUGCCAUGGCAUCUUACCUUUGAAAUUUGCUGUCACCAAUGGGUGUGCCCCUCUAAAUGAAGGUGAGAGCUUUUGGGAAUCCUGUUGGCAAUCUGCACUCCAAAACUAUUGCAUAGGAGACUGCCUCCCUCCUAAACAGACAGCAUUAAUCCUAAGGUAAUACCCCCUUGUCCUUGGAGUUAUAGACCCACUGUGAAGGACCAUAUUGCACUAGAGAAGGGAAGGGAAAGAGUUUCUACAGCUGGCUGCACUGUUCAUUUAGGAGCUGCUUUGUCAUUCCCAUUAUGGCCUGUGGUGAGAUUUUUCAAAAGCAUCUUAGUCUUAAGAGCCCAGUUCCCGAUGAUUUAAGUCUCACAUGCUUUUGACAGCCUCCCCCUUGAUGGGAGUGGUUCAGAGAGGUCUGACUAAGUGAAGGAGAUGGUAGUCACCAUGCCUGCAUCCACUGCAUGCUACUUGUCCUCACUGCUGCAUUAUGGAAUUCAUCGGAUACUCAGAUGAAACUCUCUGCUUCCUUUUUGUGUGCAAUGGGCUCCAUAGUUAUGACGUGACACCUGAGCCCUGCCGAGCUUCCCUCUUGAGAAAUGGUGGCCAUUUUCCAAAUUGUGUAUAUCACAUCCAGGACACUCCCUAAUGAGCAGCACUGGAAAGAGCACAUUUGUUGUUGCUUCUACGCAUGGAAUCCUAGCUCUGGUGUUUCACUCUACACUAAUCUCUAGAUGCUGCAAAAGCACAACUUCUAUUAGUUGCUGGCAGGAUGGAAAGCCCCAGGAUUGUAAGGGUUUAAAACAAAUGCAGCUGUUAGGGAAGUAAAAAAAGAUGAUUUUCAAAGCCAUCAUUCAGGCCUUUUUGCACUUCUGGGGGGCAGGGGGACUAUAUAAAGGGGGCAUGAACCUGCAGAACAUGGAGUGGAGUUUUCAAGAGAGCCCUCAUGUGAUGAAGGGUGCACAGGAUUGCUGAAAGACUAAAAGUCCUACUCUGCCUUCUGUGGUUUUAUUGCUGAGAUUUUGAUCUGGCCUGAAAUAUGCACUGUAUUUUUUUUUAAACUGAGGUGGUUUGUAGAGGUUACUUUUUCCAAAUGACUUAACAGUCACAAGGAAAAAAAAGUUCGAGUACGGGGAAUCCCCUUCCAAUUGUCCUCCCCAUCCCUGUCUUAGACAUUGACUUACCGUAACUACAAAGACAAUCAUUUUGUAGGGAUAAGGGAGGAAACGCUGCAGGGUUUUGUAUGCUUGUGGUUUGUUUAUAAGUAACUUUAUGGACAUAUCUGUACAACAGCAUGUAGAUUUUCUGGCACAUUAAUAAAAACAUCCUCUGCUACAUAGA